AUGACUAUGAAAGAUCAGAUAACAAUAUCAAAACCAAUGACAUGGUAUGAAAUUAAAAGUCACAUUGAAAAAGGUGACAUUAGCAUAUUCAAUCGAACCCCUGAUGUAGCAGAAAAAUAUCAUAAACAUAAAGAAAAUGUUACAAGAAAGGGUUCCAAUUUAAUGGAGUUUAUGGUUAAAUAUAAACUGCAUUGGGAUUUAAACGAAUUGCAAAAACUAAGUGAAAAAUACCCUACUGAUAAGGACAAAAUUGACGCUAUUCUGAGUGAUAAAAGUUUAUAUACCUUAAUUGUUAACAAUUUCCCGUAUAACUUUGAUCAUAAUGUUUACCAUUUAUGUUUAUGGUCCAAAAUCUAUAUUCCUUUGUAUAUUGAUGUAGAAAAAGAUGAUAGUAGAGAUUAUUAUUCUAAGGAUCCAGCCUGUCAAUUGAAAAUUCAAAAAUUUUGGCAAAUGAACUUAGCUGAAUUAAUUAGUGAGUGCGGUGGUUCGAAAAAUGUGGAUUAUUGUUGGUUUAUUAAUUAUCCCAAUUUGCAAAGUAUAAGACAAAUUUCGCAUAUUCAUAUUUUAAUAUAUAUUGAUAAACACAAUGUCCCUCAUGCUGAUGAACUAAUUACUAAAUUGUUGUUAAAAGAUGGUGGUGAUACAUCAGUAGUUGUAGCUUAA
Messenger RNA from Saccharomycodes ludwigii, 663 nucleotides. RefSeq names its product Htc1p (gene HTC1). The record is from RefSeq and is a predicted model, not a curated record. NCBI's taxonomy places the organism in Eukaryota, Fungi, Ascomycota, Saccharomycetes, Saccharomycodales, Saccharomycodaceae. Bases 1 to 663 code for a protein of 220 amino acids. The transcript has a single exon. Gene Ontology annotation, biological process: N-acetylglucosamine metabolic process. Gene Ontology annotation, cellular component: cytoplasm.